AUGUCUCCGCUGUGCGCCCGUUCCACCUGCUCCUCACACGUUCCCGUCUUCUCUUCACCUGCGUCGGAGGAGAGGCUGAUGAACAGAAACAGCCUCCUCGUGCUCUCUGCGCUCCUCUGCACGCGCUCUGCAAAGAUCCACGCAGCCUGGUCUAUAGAGCUCAGAGGGGAGGGAUGCAGGGAGAGAGAGAGAGGAGAAACGGACUCCGCCGCUAACUGUCAGAGCUCCGUCUGCAAGCGCACCACCAUCCCCGGGGUGAUCUGGCUCAGGCAAGACGACCCUCCAUACAUUCCCUCAGCUAGGCUUUUUUAUGACUGA
Molecule: messenger RNA, 318 nt
Organism: Knipowitschia caucasica
Lineage: Eukaryota; Metazoa; Chordata; Actinopteri; Gobiiformes; Gobiidae
Source: the annotation of a GenBank genome assembly